GGUGGAAAUUGCAAGGGGCGGGGAAGCUUUUUGUCCACAAAAACAACGACCAAAUUUUGGCAAGCGAAAGAAGACACUCUCUUAUUAUCGAGAAAGACCCAGCGCACUAUCUACCGAAACAAGAUGCCCAUGGUCCACCUCCAACAACAGCACCAGCAUCAGCAUGGGAGUCCGUUGUCGUCGACUACCAGUGCCUCGCUGCUUCCCGCGUCGGGUUUGACAUUUUCGCGCAGUUGGUUGGUCCACAUUGCGCAUGAAACGGUCAAGAUUGCCGAAGAAGGGUGCUACACCAACGGCCAAGGUCGCAAGGUUUGUGUGGCCGAAGCCUUGCGGUACAGCAUGAAGAAUUCCGUUCAUUAUCAUUCGUCGCAUCAAUUCACCCAAGAGGAGAUUCGUCUCCAUGCGGGACCUCCCCGCUUUGAAGAUACCGAGUAUCACGUCGUGUACGGGAGUUCUCUGCAAGUCGCCACCAAAUUGCAAGAGUACUUGUCAUCCAAUGAUACUGACAAUACUGAUACUGAUACUGAUGACAGCAGUGGAACCAUUGGUAUUUUGAAUUCGGCCAGUGGCAAACACCCGGAAAAGUUUUUGCGUGGGACACUGAGUCAAGAAGAAGGAAUUUGCCGCGCCACAUUGCUCUAUCCCUGUCUGAUGCAGUACUACAAUCGACCCCAUCACUUUUACUACGUCAAUCACAAGGAAAAGUACCAAGACAAUAGCAGCAGUUGUGCCAUUUUUGUGCCGAGUGUCCCCAUGGUACGAGCCGAUUCCCAACGAGGCGAUUUGUUGGAACAUCCCUUGAAGUUUAGUGUCAUUUCCAUUCCCGCACCCAAUGCGUUUGCACUGGGAGAUGACACAGCGCCGUGUGUCCCCAAGGCACAAUCCAUUGGUGCUUCCAAAAACAAUGAACCGUAUCAGUACUGGACGGUCGAACGGGCAUUGGAAGAUCGGUUGCAUCGAGCCUUGUCCAUUUUGGCAUUGCAGGGAUGUACCGAUAUUGUGCUGUGUGCGUUUGGAUGUGGCGUCCACGGCAAUUCGCCCCAACAAGCGGCACGGUCCUUUCGAACCCUCCUCCAUGGCGAAUUUGCCGGACGAUUCCGAACCGUCGCUUUUGCCAUGAAUUCCAAUCGUCCACACAAUUUCGAACAGUUUGCACAAGUCUUUCAACAACAACCAGAGGAACAAGAGGAACCACAAUCAUAGAUAAACAUUAUUUGUGAUGUGCAGACGCUACACAGUUGUACUACAUAAACAUAGAUUUCACAUCCAUCCAUCCAUAACCCUGCUUAUUAGUACUAGUCUAGUAGUGAUAUCCCAAAUAAACCUAACAGAUAAU
Seminavis robusta is the source of this 1336-nucleotide messenger RNA. The record is from the annotation of a GenBank genome assembly. Lineage: Eukaryota; Bacillariophyta; Bacillariophyceae; Naviculales; Naviculaceae.